This is a messenger RNA of Peronospora matthiolae, 180 nucleotides long. The record is from the annotation of a GenBank genome assembly. NCBI's taxonomy places the organism in Eukaryota, Oomycota, Peronosporomycetes, Peronosporales, Peronosporaceae.
AUGUUUGCAGAUCCAGUCUCUCGAGGUAAUACACUCAACCCUCAGGUAUAUCGCUCUGAGAGCCUCCCAUCCGCUAGUGCUGUGGCUGUGGCAGCCUUGGGUCCCGAGGCCCAUGUUGCGAGUGACUACCCGGCAGUCCGACCAAUGCGUUCAUUCACACUCGGUUGUGUGAAGCAGUAA